AUGCGGUUUUAUACUCAAACCAGCGCACCUUAUGCACCUAUGCGAAACAGUCACAACACCUUAUCUCACAGUGCAACGAGCCCGAGCCCAAACUACUCGACCGUACCAGCACCAGCAUUAAAUCAGCAAUCAAAUGAAAUAGUCUCGGGCUACUAUCUUCUUAAUCAUCACCUAGCUAGUGAUGAUUAUAAUUCCACUCCUUACAACCUACAUCCUGACCAAGAUCAACUCUAUCCUUCAUUCAAGAUGUCGAACCCAUCGUUGACCGGCGAUGCGUGGCAGAGCGCCGAUGCGCAACCUCAUUCUUCGACAAUUGCAACACAUCCUAGAGAUAAUCUACCUACCUGGAAAUGGAGAGCAUUACUUGUCGCGAACUGCUACGAUGUUAGCAAUGUCGCCAACAUCCAAGCCGCAAUCUACAAGGCCUUCGGGCACAUCGAGCUGCUAUCCUGGGUCGCACUCGGCUACUCGGCUUGUAAUAUCGCAUUGAUACCUCUAGGUCGCAAGCUAUUCAAAUUCGGUGACUUCAAGUUGCUGUAUCUAGUGUCUAUGGUAUUUAUCAUCGCAGGUUCGGCGCUCUCCGGAGCUGCCCCGGAUAUAGAGUGCAUUAUUGCCGGUCGCGCGGUGAUGGCUUUGGGGACAAGUAUCAUAUAUCAAGGAAUAUUGAGUUUCAACGUCAUUUUCUCCUAUCCUCAUGAACUCGGCCUUGUACAAGGGCUCAUUGGGGCUUGCUUCGCCAUAGGUCUAAUUUUGGGGCCGAUUGUAGGGGGCGCUUUUGCGAACAACGAACAUACUACUUGGCGAUGGGCAUUCUACUUGGUAAUCCCACUAUGCGUCAUCAGCCUAGUCCUCCAAGCACUCUUCUGCCCACGGUAUCGCAUGCCCACCGAUAAAUCCAUAUGGACACACAUCAAAGAAGUCGACUGGAUAGGCAACUUCCUACACAUGGCCGUAUGUCUCCUCUUCGCAAUCGGCUGCACAUUCCUCGGCUCCAUCGAGGUGUGGGGUAUCAACGCCUCCAUAACCGUCUGGGUACUCUUCACCUUCGUCACGCUCGCAUACGCCCUUCAACAAUCCUACACCAUCGGCACAACAUCCGAAAACCGUCUCCUAUCUCCAUGCUCGCUCUUAAGCGAUCGCACCGCACUUCUGACCUGGAUAUGCACAUUCUGCGCCGCCGCAUCUUACGGUGUGACGUUGUACUACAUACCAAUCUACUUUGCCUUCAACCGGGGUCUCAACCCCCUCGCCGCCGCAACACGCCUCCUACCCUUCAUCGGAGUAUUCAUAUUCUUCAUAAUCCUAAGCGGGGGCCUCCUCCCCGCUCUACGUUACUACCAACCCUUUUUCCUCAUCGGCUCUAUAUUCCUGCUAAUCGGCGGCGGUCUCCUCCAAGCCCUCAACCCAUCAAUACCCGAAUCCGCAAUCAUGGGUUUCGAAGCCGUCGUCGCCGCCGGUCUCGGCAUCCUCUGGCAACUCGGCGUCAGCGUAUGCAGCACCUUCCUCCCACGCACCGAGGACCGUUUAGACUUAGCUUUACUAAGCAACAUGGCACAACUCGGCGGUAUCGCAACAUCCCUCUCCAUCGCCGGUAUGAUAUACCAAAGCACGGGUUUCACAUCCCUUAAAUCCACCAUCGGAAACCGAGGGUUCUCCGAAAAUGACAUCCACGAACUACUCUCCGGCGUCGAUUCCCCGAUCCUAACCCACGGCGAUCGCGAGAUUUUACGUCUAGCUGUAAGCGCGAUAACCGACGCCAUCAGAUCAUGCUUUAUAACUAUUAUCGCGGCGGGCGCUAUAUCACUCCUAGCUGUUUUGAGUAUGAAGUGGGAAGCACUAACUUUCAAGAGGCCGAAUGGAAAUGGUCAGGAUCAACACCAAGAAUUUGAUAACGAGCUUCUACUUGAUGAUUUGAUUAUGCAAGGAGAAGCUGCUUCGAGGCAGACUACUCAUCAAGCUAAGGAUUCUACGCGCACUUAG
Hypoxylon trugodes is the source of this 1980-nucleotide messenger RNA. Its product is annotated as MFS general substrate transporter. Lineage: Eukaryota; Fungi; Ascomycota; Sordariomycetes; Xylariales; Hypoxylaceae. Gene Ontology annotation, biological process: transmembrane transport. The coding region runs from base 1 to 1980 and encodes 659 amino acids. Gene Ontology annotation, molecular function: transmembrane transporter activity. The transcript has 5 exons. The record is from RefSeq and is a predicted model, not a curated record.